CGGCUGUUGCCCUCAGACGGCGGCACCGCCGCCAUUCCUGCUGCCGUUCAAGCCGCAGGAGCACCAGCGACUGGCAUUUCUCGUAACGUGGGCGAAUUACAGGGAUGGGGCGGUGGUGGAGCGUAAGCCACCUGGGUCCGCGCGCAAGAGCCAGGAGGCAAGCGUUCUCAGCAACUUCCGCGUCACGCUGCUGAAUCUCAAGAGGAGUGGGUGCGUGGUUCCCGCAAACUCCGUAUGGAGUGGGCUUAUUUUCGUCCUCUCCCGCCUUAUCUCACGCGAUUGUUACCUUGAACGAUUUCUAGACAUCAUCGAGGAGGAGAACUUUGUCUCCUGCUCCUGUGGCAUGCCAGUCGCCUUUAUUGCGGCCCUCAUGGCCGGCGCCGUGGUGGCCGCCUUCUUUGAUAAGGAAAAGUACAUGCGGCUGUUGUGCCAAAAGGUGGAGGUGCUGCUGGUGGAUGUCCCCGGUGGGGCCUCGCCGCUGCGGCCGUACAUUUAUUCUCAGCCGGCGAACCACAUGGAGCGCUUUGAGGGGCUGUGGCUGGGAGAAACCCCCUUCUCACCGGCGAGGAAGUUUGAGUCGAGGGUGGAAAUGUUGUACGCGGCCCUGGUGGAGACGGUGCUGCGCAGCGCUGAAACGAUGUGGGGCACCGAGGGCGCCUUUGCCAACGCCUGCGAAUCUGCCAAGGCGCAGCGCUCCCUGCAAGACUGGCUGAGCAUGUGCCGAAACUUCUUUCAAGACCUGCGAGAUCGGGCGGUGGCUGAGCGGCGCCAAAGCACCUUGUCGCGUGCGUCUGCCGAGGCUGAGGCUGAGGCGCCCACAGGGGCGGACACCGCCUGCGCGGAAGAGAUAACCGAGGAGGAUGAGAGCCCCGUCCUGCAGCGCGUGUGUGAGCACAUGUCUCUGCAGCUCCAGCAAGGCGCCGCGCCGUUGCCGGCCAUCUACGCAGCCCUCUACCCAGCAGCAGCGGCCGAGGAGGCGAAGACGGCGGCGGCCGAGGAGGGGAAAACGGUCGCCCAGCGCGGCGUCAGGGACGACUUUGAGUCCGCUCAGGUCCUCUUCGCCGUCAUGGCGAAGCAGGUGUGCGACGGCACCAAGCUGACCUUCUACGGCCUCUACAAGCAGGCGACCAUCGGCGACGUCAACGUGUCCAAGCCGUGGAUGAUGGACCCCGUCGGGCGCGCCAAGUGGGACGCGUGGAGCCGGCUCCGCGGCAUGAGCCCCGAGGAGGCAAUGCGCCGCUACGUCGCGGAGUUCCGCACGCUGCAGGCCUCCGGCACCGGCGGCAGCGCCUGA
This is a messenger RNA of Trypanosoma conorhini, 1294 nucleotides long. RefSeq names its product acyl-CoA binding protein. The annotation marks the transcript as partial. Gene Ontology annotation, biological process: fatty acid metabolic process. The transcript has a single exon. NCBI's taxonomy places the organism in Eukaryota, Euglenozoa, Kinetoplastea, Trypanosomatida, Trypanosomatidae. The record is from RefSeq and is a predicted model, not a curated record. Gene Ontology annotation, molecular function: fatty-acyl-CoA binding.